AUGGCCUCCGCCGCCGCCGCCGACAAAUCCACCAACCUGAAAGUCCUAACCGCCUUGGACUCCGCCAAGACCCAAUGGUACCACUUCACCGCCAUCAUCAUCUCCGGCAUGGGAUUCUUCACCGACGCUUACGACCUCUUCUGCAUCUCCCUCGUCACCAAAAUGCUCGGCCGCAUUUACUACCACGUACCGGGCUCCCCCAAACCCGGCUCCCUUCCCCCCAACGUCUCCGCCGCCGUCAACGGUGUCGCCCUCGUUGGAACCCUCGCCGGCCAGCUCUUCUUCGGCUGGCUCGGCGACAAACUCGGCCGGAAAAAAGUUUACGGCGCUACCCUUGCCGUAAUGUGUGCUUGCUCAAUCGCCUCCGGCCUUUCCUUCGGCUCCACACCCAAAUCCGUCAUGUCCACUCUCUGCUUCUUCCGAUUUUGGCUCGGGUUCGGAAUCGGCGGCGAUUACCCGCUCUCCGCCACGAUCAUGUCCGAAUACGCCAACAAGAAAACCCGCGGCGCGUUCAUAGCUGCCGUUUUCGCGAUGCAAGGGUUCGGGAUUCUCGCCGGGGGUGUUUUCGGAAUGGUAAUGUCGGCCGCGUUCGAGUCGAGGUACCCGUCACCGGCUUACGAGGUCGACCCCAUUCGGUCGACCCCUCCGGAGGCGGACUACGUGUGGAGGAUCAUAUUAAUGGCGGGAGCUGUUCCGGCGCUCUGCACGUUCUACUCGAGGAUGAAGAUGCCCGAGACCGCUCGGUACACGGCGCUCGUGGCCAAGGACGCGAAGCAAGCAGCUUCUGACAUGUCGAAGGUGCUCAACAUGGAUAUCGAAGCUGAGCAAGCUAAGGUGGAGAAGAUCGAGAGGAAAUCGGCGUACGGGCUUUUUUCCCAGGAGUUUCUAAAGAGGCACGGGCUUCAUCUUCUGGGGACUACGAGCACGUGGUUCCUGCUCGACAUCGCUUUCUACAGCCAGAAUCUGUUUCAGAAGGAUAUAUUCAGUGCCAUAGGGUGGAUUCCCAAGGCGAAGACGAUGAGUGCGAUUCGAGAGGUUUUCACGAUUGCCCGGGCACAGACAUUAAUCGCGCUCUGUAGUACGGUCCCGGGGUACUGGUUCACGGUGGCCUUGAUAGACGUGAUCGGGAGGUUUGCGAUUCAACUCAUUGGAUUCUUCUUCAUGACCGUGUUCAUGUUUGCGUUGGCAUUCCCAUAUAAUCACUGGACGAAGCCCGAUAACCGGAUUGGGUUCGUGGUUAUGUACUCAUUGACUUUCUUCUUCGCCAAUUUCGGGCCCAACGCAACGACUUUUGUGGUCCCGGCCGAGAUAUUCCCAGCUCGGCUCCGGUCGACUUGCCACGGAAUAUCGGCCGCGGCAGGGAAGCUCGGGGCAAUUGUUGGAGCUUUCGGGUUUUUGUACCUGGCGCAGAAUCAGGACCCGGCUAAGGCGGAUCCGGGUUACCCUGCUGGAAUCGGGGUGAAGAACUCGUUGAUAUUGUUGGGUGUGGUUAAUCUUUUGGGGCUUUUGUUUACUUUCUUGGUGCCGGAGUCGAAGGGGAAGUCGCUGGAGGAGAUGUCGGGAGAAAACGAGGAAAACAACGACGAGGGCGAGGGAGAAACGAGUCGAAACUGA
Messenger RNA from Striga hermonthica, 1614 nucleotides. The record is from the annotation of a GenBank genome assembly. NCBI's taxonomy places the organism in Eukaryota, Viridiplantae, Streptophyta, Magnoliopsida, Lamiales, Orobanchaceae.